Centruroides sculpturatus (bark scorpion) is the source of this 4853-nucleotide messenger RNA. RefSeq names its product bone morphogenetic protein receptor type-2-like. NCBI's taxonomy places the organism in Eukaryota, Metazoa, Arthropoda, Arachnida, Scorpiones, Buthidae. The record is from RefSeq and is a predicted model, not a curated record. Gene Ontology annotation, biological process: BMP signaling pathway; cellular response to growth factor stimulus; protein phosphorylation. Gene Ontology annotation, molecular function: transforming growth factor beta receptor activity; ATP binding. The transcript is spliced from 10 exons. Gene Ontology annotation, cellular component: signaling receptor complex; plasma membrane. Bases 386 to 3529 code for a protein of 1047 amino acids.
CCCCUUCAGACUAGAGUUUGGUAGCUACCUGUCUGUGUCGGCGCCGUAGACCGGUUCAGAGAGUCUGGAUGCUUGUCGAGGGGGAUACAUUUGUGGCAAUUUAGUUGGACUUCGGUGGACGUCUGGACAGGCGACGUAUGCCCCAUACAAAUAUAGGGGAGUAUAGACUCGUUAUCCCCCUACGAACUGUACAUACGGUUGAAAGCGGUGCAGUUUUUACUCCCUUAACUUUGUUGUGUUCGCAUAGAACAGGAAUCGGUGGAAAGCUCUUUUAAUUUCCAUGUUGUUACAAUUAUAAUUAAAAAAAAAUUUUCUUUUAAAUAUUCGAAGAGUAUGUGAGAUGCCGAAGAACGAGAAUGGGUUUCGAUGAUCGGAUGAUUCAAUUAUGUUGAAGGCACGAUUUUAUCUUCUAUGUUUCUUCUAUGUUAUUUUUAUAGGUUCCUGUUGGAGUGAAAGAUUGUGUGUAUAUCAUAAAGAUGCUAGUGUGAAAUAUUCUGCAUUAGAAAAUUCUGAUGACGAUGAGGAAAAAGAUGGAUCUAUGUCAAUAGAAUUAUCUAAUACCAAUAAUACUCAGUUAUGUUCAGAUUCCACAAUAUACUGUUAUGCCCUGUGGACAGAAAAUGCACAGAAUAAGACCUUUAUAAUGACACAAGGAUGCUGGAGUAACAUGCAAGAUGAUUGUGGACAAUCUGAAUGUCGUGCCAGCAAAAGAUUUUCAAAAUCUUCAAAUAUCACCAAAUUCUGUUGCUGUUCUGGAAAUUUCUGUAAUGCAAAUAUUUCUGAUACAGAUGAUGUACCAUUUUCAGAUGAAUCUGAUGAUGUGCAAUCAGCUCUGCAGUUUGUUGAACAAGCUAGUUACAAUACAAAAACAGUUAUUAUUGUGUUAUCAACAAUAUUUACAGCAGUGAUAUUAGGCAUCCUAGCUUGUCUUAUCGUGAGGUGUUGGCAUACAACACAAAAGCCUAGUCCUGAUUCAAUUCAUCUAAUGGAAGCUCCACCUCCUACCACUCCAAUAUUCGAUCUUGACAGUCUAAAGAUUCAAGAUAUUAUUGGUCAAGGUCAUUAUGGCUCAGUUUGUGAGGGGUCUCUACAUAAUCAAACAGUAGCUGUAAAAAUAUUUAAUGUACAAAAUAAACAAUACUUUUUAAAUGAAAGAGACAUCUACACUCUUCCAUUUAUGGAUCAUCCAUCUCUACCUAAGUUUUUAGGUUCAGAAGAAAGAAUUGGAAGUGAUGGGAAAUUAGAAUUUCUACUAGUUCUAACCUUUGCACCACUCGGUUGUUUACACGACUAUCUUGUUAAAAAUGUGAUAGAUUGGCCUACAUUAUGCAAAAUGGCUCAAACAAUAACAAAAGGACUUUCACAUCUUCAUACUGAAAUCAAAAAAGGAGAUAAGUUAAAGAUGUGCGUUGCUCAUCGUGAUCUAACUUCACGGAAUGUGCUAGUGAAAUCUGAUGGAAGUUGUAUGCUAUGUGAUUUUGGAUUUGGUAUUAGAGUGUCUGGAUCCAAAUAUUAUCAAAAUGGUGAAAAACAAACAGCAGAAACAAGCUCUUUAGCAGAUGUUGGGACGCUACGUUACAUGGCUCCUGAAGUAUUGGAAGGUGCAGUCAAUCUAAGGGACUGUGAAUCAUCUCUGAAACAAAUAGAUGUAUAUGCUUUAGGUUUAGUUCUAUGGGAAAUAGCCACUAGAUGCAGUGAUCUAUUUCAAGGAAUGGAAGUGCCUGACUACAAAGCACCAUUUGAGGUAGAAGUAGGGUCACAUCCAACAAUGGAACAAAUGCAAGUUCUUGUUGCUCGUCAUAAAGCUAGGCCUUUAUUUCCUGACAUAUGGAAAGAUACAAAUCCAGCUGUUAGAGCACUUAAGGAAACAAUUGAAGAUUGUUGGGAUCAUGAUGCCGAAGCUCGUCUGACCGCAUUAUGUGCUGAAGAAAGACUUUUAGAAUUACCAAAUCUUUGGGAAAGACACAAAGCUGGCAUGACAGUUCCUGGAGUUAGCCCAACGGUAAAUCCUACUUCUAGUGGACAUAGUAUAGGUAUGCAUGGAGGUGUACUUUCUUCCUCUUCUAGUAGUCAAGCUACUGCAAGUACAGGGAUAACAUCUGAUUUGAGUGACAGAUUUCUUUCACAAGGUGAUAUUCCUAACAAUAUUCCUCCAAGAAGUAUAGAAAGGGCUAGUAGCAUGUCAGAGAAUACAGUGGAAACUCUGUUAACAAUGUCUCCUUCAGAAUCCAUACCUUCAGAACUCCAUUUUAAUAAUUCCAUUAUGAACACAAAAAACAAUUUAGCUAAUAAUAGUGCAAAUAAAUGUCCACGUUUGACUGUUCCUCUUCAACCUCACCAGGGACGUAAUCCCUGCAUAGAACGUAACCUAAUGAUGGAACCUUUAGAAGAAGUGUCAAUUAGUGGGAACAUGUUACUUGACAGAGGAUUGAAAUAUAAAGAACAGAGACUAACUCAGAAUCUUGCUGAUCACAAUAAUGAAACUGAUUCUUAUGAUGUUCAGAACAUGAUUGAUAGUGUUGAAAGUAAUGCCUUAGUGACUAGUGAUCUGUUAAAUCAUUCAAGUCGCAACUGUCAUCCCAUUCCUUAUUUACAGAAUGAUGUUCAUUUAACGACCAUAAUGCCAAAACAACCUAAUCUUCCUGGAAAUGGUCAUCAUUUCACAAAUGGAAAAGUUGAACAAAAACAGAAAGAGAAAUGGUGGAAAUCAUUUGGUGUAUUUGAUAGGAAAAAACACAAUGGAGCAGAACGAUCUGGAUUCAAAUCUGGACUAAAGAAUUUAUUUAGAAAAGGAAAAUCAGAUAAUCAACAGACAAUACAAAAAAAACCACUAAGUAGUAACAAUAUUUGUAUGCAUCAAAACACUACCUCUGAAUAUUCUCCAGUUGUAAAAGAAAUUUAUGUCAAUAAAUUACAAAAUUCUACAGAACCUAUUGAAACUGAAGUGUGUGUUGUUAAUAAAGGACAAAGCUGUAGUACAACUCAAACAAUGAUACGUCGAGUAACUUCUGUUCUUCCACACGGUUUCCUAGAAAAAUCUGCAGAAGUUAAAACAAAACUCUGUUCUGAAAAUAAUCUAGCUGACUCACAGCCAACAGCUGAAACGGAAAAUUUGAGUACUAUUGUGAUUCAUAAAGACAUUAAUGGAAAUUGUAGUAAUGACAUCCCAAAGAGACCAACCACAUUGCCAGUCCAAAGUUACACUGUUAAAAAUAAUGAGAACAAUCUUCAAUGUGAACAGCCCAUUGAUAAGAAAGAUAUCCAGUUGUCAAGAGGAGGAAGUAGUGGACGACAGAAAAUAGUGAAGAGGGUGAAAACUCCUUUUGAAAUUAAGAAAGGUAGAUUUUCACUUUAUGACGAUCGCAUCAUGGUCUCUGAAUCAAUGCAGGUUAAGCCAAUCGAACAUCUCGAAUUGAAUGGUGCUUCCAAAAUCUCAGUGUCUCUGCCACUGGAUAUUGACACACUUUGUGCCUCGCAAGCUGAUAGUUUCCUCCAGGAAUGUCAUCAGACCAAACAGGAAAUGGAAUAAGAAUUCCAUGUGUGAUAUUUUCUCUCUUUAGGAGUAUCUUUCUGUUUUUGUCAGAUAUGUAUUUACUAUGACAAAAACAGCCAUUUGUGUUCCUUCUUUUGAAAAUCUGAUAUUAUACUUGAUAGAGAAUAUAGCAUUGUGCUUUUAAGAUAUAUGCACAAAGUGCAGAAACUUAGUCAAAGUGCUUCAUUUGAUGUAAUUACUUUUUUUAUGCCAUAUUUUUUUUAUUAGAUGGCAGCAAUUAAAUUUUAUUGGAAAAGUUAUCAAAAGUGCUGCUUUUUUUUGCUGUAUAUUUGUUCAAGAGUAUCAUAAAAAAAUCAAAUAAUCUUCAAAUGAUUUAAGAAUAAAAGUGAUAUUCAUUUGUAAUACCACUAUUUAUAUAUGGUAUUUAUAACUUCUCUAAUUAUAAAACUAUAAUAGGGAUAAUUGUUGAUGAAAUUUUAAAAAUAUUAUGCAAAAAAUAAUAAUUUACUUUUGUAUACAUAGAUGUUUAAGUGCAGUAUUUAAAACUGUAUAUAUUUUGUUGUUGAAGUAACCAUUUGUGUUCAGAAAAUCAUAGGAAAAACUUAAGAUGCAAAAAAAAUUUUUGUAGUGUAAAGGUGCAAUAGAAAACUUCAUUAUUAAGAAAAAAUUAAUGUAACUGUAGUCUUUUUUCUGGAAUACCAUAGCAUUAACAACGUGAAGACUAUAGUAUCAAGUUGCAUCUACUAUGCACUUCAAUUAUAUGUGUAUUAGUAUAGAUUAUGAAAAAGUGAAGAUUUAAAAAGAAUUAAAAAAUCUUCAAGGUAAAUUCCAUUUAUAAUUUUCAGGAUGAUCAAAAGUGACAAAAAAUAAAUAAAUGAAAAUAUAUAAACAUGUGAAUAGUGUAAUGAGGUUGAACAAUAAUUUUUCUUCUGUCAAAUUUUAACUUGCUUACCUAGUAAAUGCUGUAUUUUACAAAUUAAUAAUUGUAUUUUGUAAAGUUGUUAUGGUAUAGAGAUAAAAAUAUUCAAAGCAGUGUAACCGGAUUAAUUUUGGCAAAAUAUCAGAUCAACUAAAGAUUUUAGUUGAUAACAAAAAAUUUUAAUGGUGAUAUUAGAUGUAAAAAGUGCAAAAACAAAAAAAAAAAACAUUGCUGUGAAAGUUUUGUUACCUGGUCAAUUGAUUUAUGGAUUAUAUAUAUAUAUAUAUAUUUUUCGUUUUGUGAAAUAUGUGAUUUAUAAGAUGCGAAUAUAUUGGCUGCGAUAUAAAAAUGAAUGUACAGAUUCAGUUGUGAAUUACAUUGGUAAUUCAAAGAAUUCAUAUUUAUAUUCAUCUAUAGUCACUUUUUUUUAAAUAAAUUAUG